AUGCCAUCAGCCAAUCAGCUUUACUGUCCCCAGAACCGUGAGUGUGGCGUGAUAUCUAUUCCUCUCUCUAUGGUACACUUUAUUCUCAACUGGCUGUCAUUGAGCGAUGUUGUCUUCGGAAUUGUGUUUAAUGCUUCCUUACACCAAUAUCCGCCUCAGGCUUUGUUCUUCUCGCAAUGGUUCCCUUGUCGUCCAGCCCAUCCCUCAAACCACCGAAGUCCAGCCUAUUCACUGCUACCGAUUGGGAGCGGUUGCCCUGAGGCAAUUUUAGCUUGUGACAGUGAUUCAUACUUUCAAGGCGUCUUUGUCUCAGGUGGAAAGACCGCAUCCAAUAUUGGAAUCUCGUGA
Molecule: messenger RNA, 348 nt
Organism: Protopolystoma xenopodis
Lineage: Eukaryota; Metazoa; Platyhelminthes; Monogenea; Polystomatidea; Polystomatidae
Source: the annotation of a GenBank genome assembly